AUGGGAAAGCCAUGUACAAUUGAUAGAUUUUUUAAAAGAAAAAAUACAAGUUCCUCAGAAGUCAAUGCUGACAAUACAUCAUUGCCAACUUCCAAUGUUGAUAUCCUUGAAAAUCCUCCCACAAAAUCUCAAAAAAUUGAUGUUAAAGAAAUUGAUAUUGGUUCAUUAGAGCGAGAUCCUAGAUUACGUAUACAGAUUUGGGAUUAUCAUGUUAAUCAAGGUGAUGAAAUUCGACGAGCUUAUAUUAAGGCUGGUCCAUACCAACCAAUACUUUUAAAGUAUCCGAAAUCUAGAUCAACAACUCAUCUUCGUAGCUUUCAACCGUCAUGGUUCAAACUAUUUCCGUCAUGGUUGGAAUAUUCACCAUCAAAAGAUCAAGCAUUCACUGUUGAUGGAUUUCAGAAUUGGAAGAAAGUUAGGGAUGGAGCAAAAUGUGCUUUUUUAAAUCAUAUAGGAAAAGAUCCUAAUUCUUUUCACAAUGUUACCGAGAGAUCAUGUGAAGACUUGAUGAAUCAAUUUCAACAUAUACAAAAGGUAUUGGACAAUUUCACUUUUGAACAAAUUUUAGAUAAUCGACUAAGAUUGAAGGUCUCAAUUGAUACAAUCCGAUUGCUUGCAUUUCAAGGUUGUGCUUUUAGAGGUCGUGAUGAAAGGCCAAAUUCAAUCAAUCGUGGAAAUUUUCUUCAAAUAGUGAAAUUGUUGGGAUCAUAUAAUGAUAAUGUUGCUAAAAAUGCAAUUCGUGAAGAAAUUGGUGAUGCAAAGUAUUGCAUAAUUGCUGAUGAAGCUCGUGACAAGUCAAAGAAGGAGCAAAUGGCUAUAGUUUUGAGAUUCGUUGACAAAAUAUUUAGAAUAUUCGAGGACAAGGAUACGAUGGUGCAAGCAAUAUGCGAGUUGGCUUUAGUGGCAGCAUCGAAAGAUGUUAUCCCAAUUCAUAAAUUUUUUCCUAAAUUGACUUUUGUUGUCAAUAUUGUUGGUGCCUCAUGCAAGCGCAAUAUGAAUUGA
Camellia sinensis is the source of this 1002-nucleotide messenger RNA. The record is from RefSeq and is a predicted model, not a curated record. Lineage: Eukaryota; Viridiplantae; Streptophyta; Magnoliopsida; Ericales; Theaceae.